Molecule: messenger RNA, 5385 nt
Organism: Liolophura sinensis
Lineage: Eukaryota; Metazoa; Mollusca; Polyplacophora; Chitonida; Chitonidae
Exons: 4
Coding region: 397-1938 (513 amino acids)
Source: RefSeq, a predicted model, not a curated record
UCCCUCGGUUCAAGGUGCCCGUCUUCAUGCAUGCGGGGUUGGUGAUCCCCGAAUCGCGGAGAAUGAUAGCGAACUUUCCGCCAAUCGCGUUUUACUUCCUGGUUGAGGCGGGUAUGGCAGAAGUUUGGAGACGAAUUACAUUUAGCCUAUCUGCAAAGGACAAUUUAUCCUCAAACCUUUCCUUGUAGUGACAGCGACACGUGUCGUAAGACCGACUAAGAUGUGAACGAUUCGUCAUGCCAUCGAUCUGUAAGGGACCAAAUUUACCUGACUUUUGUGAAUCCAUGAAAAAGUGCCGUGAAAACUAGCGGACAAAAACUUCGUGCUUGUGAUUCAGUUUAGAGGAUGAAAACCCAUUGAGUCGUCAGAGGACAGAUAUUUCCUCAAUUUAGUAACAUGGCAACUGCCGUUUACCCCUGUUCCAGUUCGAGAUGUACCAAAUUGUCACUUUUAAUCUUUGUGGGCAUCGUUUCAGUGGUACACGUAUGCAGUGGUAUGCAGAACGAAACCGAGACGACGGAUAUUUGUCCGGAGAAGAGUACGUCUGAUGAGACUGAUGAAGAAAGCUUUAGGGUGGAAUGCUGUGCCAAUGUCACUUGCCCCGUGGGAUUUUACGAGAGCACAGGCAGAGGCUGCAAUGCGACUGGGCAUCUGACAAAUAGCUCUGGCACCGAUGAUGGUUGGACUGGGAUCAUCUGCAACAUAUGUCAUGAGGACUGUGUAUUUUCCAAAGGUUGCAGUGGACCAAAUUGCGAAGAUUGUUUUGCACAUGGGGAAAACAGCACCUGCAGCAAUGCGCUACCCGUUAAUAUAAUUGUUGGAGCGACGGUGGGUGGAGCUGUCUUCAUCGUUCUUGUCAUCGUGGCUGGCAUCUUCUUGUGCAAGAAGUUUCGCUCACGGAACUCCUUGGAUCAGGCUACAGUGGAAGUUUCAGCUCAGGAAGGUGGACAGAUUCUGUAUGAAGAUGGACGGAUUCAGUAUGAAGAAGAUGGACGGAUUCAGUAUGAAGAUGGACGGAUUCAGUAUGAAGAAGAUGACCGUGACAAUAUGCACAACAAUGAUGUUCAACCCAAAGAGUCUCUUAUGAAGCAGAUCUCACAAAAUCAUGACAGAAUCCUCCGUUACACACCUGACCCUACUGAGAAUAUUCCACAGAGACCACAAAAGCCUGAGGACGAUCGGAAAUCAGGGAUGUACGUGAACCAGAGGUCUGUGGAGUUGGUACAAAAAUUGUUCAGUCAGAAGCCGACAAAGCCCAAACAUGUAACAAAAGGAAAAAAGAAGAAAGCCAUUAAGGCGGAUCCCAUCUAUGUGAACGCUAGUGAAGAAACACAAGAAAUUGACAUGUUACCCAUAGCACCGGCUCCUCCCUUGCCCCAGAGUGUGUCCCCUCCUGUAGAGACCAGCCUUUACAAAGGGCCUGCGUAUGUGGCAGGUGACGGUGAUUAUCCGAACUCCCCACAAGGUCAAAGUGCGUCACCUUCACGCUUAUCGGAGUCUGGCCUAAUGAAGGGUCCAGGGUAUCAAGAAGGCGAGGACGCCGAAGGUGUCAGCAUAAAAAUUCCAACACUUCCUGCGGUGAGCCAGCCUAAGGGAUACACGAAAAAGAAGAAGCCAAAGUCCACUGCACCGUCAACUAAAGCGGGUAUUCUGAGAGGGCCAGCCUAUAAGCCUAGCGAAGAAGGAGAAAGCCCAUCUGGGCUCAUGAAAGGCCCACGUUACCAAGCAGGUGAGGAACCUUAUGAAAACCAUUCUGUGACAGGGUCUGCUGAAAAUAGACAGCAGGCGCAGCUCACAGGCCGAAAGGGAACUAAACCGAGGAUGUACAAGGGAAAGGCAGUUGAUGUGACGAGCGCUGAUUCAGAUAGGGAGGAUUACGAAGAAGUGCUACCUCCGGAUGCUGCACCCGUUUAUGAAAACUUCGGUUUCAGCAGUUAAAAACCUUCAGUGGGUAUUUUGUGUGCCGUGCUAAUCAAGACUUCUGUGGUGAGAGUUUGCAACUUUGUAAGAUAGGUUUGUUGUAGCUCUGGACAAAAACAUCGUGGUCAUAGAAAGCAAAGUUGAAAUUUCAGCUGCUUUGUUAAAAGCUCUACCUGAGACUGUGUAGCAUUGGAGUUUUGGAGAGUGAGCUCAAAUCCAGAGCCGUCUUCAUGUACAGCCCAAAUAUCAUGGUGUGACAUAAAGACUCAUUUACCAUCUACUAGCCAGAUGAAUAAGUGAUACUAUGAAAUUCCAUGUGAUAUUUUGUAUGCCGAGGAUUGUUAAUUUUUGUGUUGUUCAGCUAUUACUCUGUGGUAGUUGUGAUGCACGUCACACAGAUGAUCACAGUUUCAAACUUGUGACAUUGUCAUCCUGACUAGACACUUUCCCAGGAAGUCUGUACAGUCGUCUUAGAGAUAACUGGAGAUACAACUUGGAGUUUUACAUAUGUACUUUACAGCAUCUGAUCCAGAUGCCAGAUAUGAACUAACAGCUGUUUUUUUGUGUACAGUAAUGAAAAUUACUCCAGUGUUUGAUGUCCUGCAGAAACCAUGCACCACAAGUCUCAGCUUUUUGCAGGAAAUUUGCAGAACGCAGGGGUCUGGAUAUACCUGGGACAAUGGUGCCGGAGAAUAAGCGGUCGGCUGUGCCUGCACACAGUUUUGCAUUCCUUGAAGGCUGCAUAUCUUACACCAAGGUGUCGUGAAGGGCUGUACAUAACAUGUGGGGCUGCUUAUUAGUAACUUGCCAAAGGCUAGGGUUUUUUUCCCAAGGAGUCUCCAGUUUCCUCCCCCCAUAAAACGGACGACCAUCAUGAAAUGAAAAACUCUUGAACAUAUAUGGCAUUAAAUGACCAUCAAGGAAUUAAUUAAAAUGUCAAAGGUGACUGGUAUGGUGUUAUAUUUGCUAAUUGUCUCCGCAGCGGCAACUGAUGUUUAAUGUUGGUAACUUAAUGUAUACUUAUACAUGCAUAAAUUUUGUAAGAAAUUAAAUGUACAGAGUACAAAGGCAAUGUACUUAUUAAAUAUACUAGUGAUCUAUGCAGGAGCAAGAAUUCCAAUUCCUUAUUGCCUUGUGUACAAAGAAUUGUUGAUUAUUGAAAAUUAUCCAUGUAGCAUAACAGCGAAAAAUCUGGUCAUAUAUUUUUUGUAAAGGUUUUGUAAAUUCUCUUGCAUACUAUUAAAGGAUGUGUUUCUAUAGAAGCAUAGCUCAACCACAUAUACACAUAUACAUGUAUCAGUACACAACUUCUUUCGGACUUUCUCGCUUCCAUACGUGAACAUUUGUAGAUAAGUUAUUUGUAGUCAGUAUUUGAUGAUGCACGGCAGGGUUAUGACAAGGAGGGUAAUUUUCACAAAUUACCACAAUAAUGACUUCAGUAUAUGUCUACAUGUGCAGUUAACAGAUACGACAUAUACCAUAUGCAAAUACUGUGUGUUAGGCAGCUGUAGAAAAAAAGAAAAUUUUGUGAUUCCGUUUGGCUACCUUGGCCUGCUUCUGGGCCCGUGGUGCCAGUAUAAAAGGGUUGACGCUCACCUGGGUGUUUGUACUCGUCUUUCAUCGGUGUGGUCUGCAUAACGCUGGUAACUGUGCAGAGGCAGGUGGUUUACCCUGGGCCAUUGCCCUUUCCUUCUCCCGUAAAACUGACUGCCAUCAUAUAAAUGAUUAAAUUUUGAGCGAGGCUUUAAACAACGACAGAAAUAAAUUUAUGUAUUUAUUUGAUCAGUGUUUUUAUGCCAUGCUCAAACAUAUUUCACGGAUACGUGUACGAUGGCCGCCAGCAUUACGGUGGGAAGAAACCAAAACAAUUUCCUAAAUCACAUUAAGCCGUAUCAGUGCAACCCACACUGCGUUACAUUUACUUGUAUAUUUUUAAAGUUAAAAGUGCUGAUGAAAUUAUUGCUCAAAAUGCCUGCAUGUUGAUCGCCUGCUUUGUGUUUGCUUUAACGAAGAUAGCGUUGAAUCUUCGCUCAACAAAGGCCCUGCCCACAUCUAUGUCCACAAGCUGCAUAUAAUCUGUAUGUUUGUUGAAGGGCGGGGGCUAUGAUAAUUAUGUAUUGACACUGUGUGUUAACUUAAGGUGCAUUGCUGUGUAAAUUAUUUUUUGUGUAGAAUACUUCAAGAUACUCAGUCAUAAUAGAUACACAUUAGAAUAAUAUUCGCAAUGAUAAUGAUAAAUUUAUUUAUAUUAGAUAUACCAUGUUGUUGAAAAGCAGGGCUGCCAUGUAUCAGAUAGGUGCGCUAAACUAAAGACGCAGUUUCUAGCCAAAAUUGAUGAGUUGAUACCUGGCCGAAGCCGUAUAGUUCACGGGUGCGAAUGCUGCGAAUAUUUACAAUCAUUACACUGCAGCAAAAAAAAAAAAAAAAAAAAAAAAAAUUGUGAUCGUUCAUAGUUCUCUACGCAUGAUCCUUCUAAUUAUUGACCAGAAGGUAAUGAAGUUUAGGGUUAGAGCUCUUUUUUUUUUUGGUUGAAGGUAAAAACAGACCUAUACUGUAUCACGUCAAAAAUAUUACGCAGCUUCUGUGGAGACCAAGCUGCCGGUAACCUGCUUCCGCCAUGCUCUGGAGACACAAGUGACACCCCUUUCCAUCUGUAAAUUCUUAACGUUUUCAAACGGUCUGCUACCCUCAGUUUUCUCCAUAGUUCAUCUAGUCUAAAUAACUUCCUUGUGAAUCUGUUUUUAGACGCCAAUGUUGCCGUAAGCGUAAUUUAUAGCUCUUGUCAAACAUCUUUGACCGGUCACAUGGUACAUCGUGACUGUAUUUAUCUUCAGCGAUAAAAGAGUUCUAUCGGGAAGCUCCGCUAUUGUGACUUGAGCAUAAACUUUUCAUGCGUUGGCACACCGUUUCUUAACAGGGCUGAAAUGUCCUGUCAUGCGUUCCAUAUCAAUAGUGCUAUUUCAUAUACAUAUGUGUAAGAUCAUCACUAAAUGACCAAAUCAAAUAAACAGGGUUAUCUGCAAAUAAACCUAUAUUAUAUAUAGGUAAGCUGGUGUCAUUUAGAUGCCUGUUGGCUGUUCAGGAUAGGUAGUUCUGUUCUCAUGUAUUGCUGGCAAACAUAUACCGGACUCUAAGGUAGCUGGUUGAGAGCCCGCAGUGGUCGCCUCUAACUUGUACUCUAAAAAUCUGUGCACCACAUAGAAGGUGUAACUCGCAAAUAAUUAUGAUACUGUUCAAAAGCAUGUAUUCCCUGAACCCCUGCAAGGCUAAUCAACGUUAAUCAGAGCUUACCUCCGCUGAUGUUUUACUCAUUGACCAUUUUACUGUUGUUAACCAAUUCCAUGUGACUCAUCACUAAGUCAUGUGAGAAAAAUGUGGACUAAUAUACUCCCUGAGAUCUGUUGAUAAUUAUAUUGUUUGAAUCAGUCAUGUAAUCGAGUAUACCUGGAAUUGCAUAGACGCAAU